Molecule: messenger RNA, 1317 nt
Organism: Brienomyrus brachyistius
Lineage: Eukaryota; Metazoa; Chordata; Actinopteri; Osteoglossiformes; Mormyridae
Exons: 5
Coding region: 195-650 (151 amino acids)
Molecular function (GO): cysteine-type endopeptidase inhibitor activity
Source: RefSeq, a predicted model, not a curated record
GCAGGAAUGGUAGCUCAGUCUUCAAGCAAGCCAAGGAACAUCACAGCAAGCUCUACUCAAGAGUUUACUCCAAAGACACCAAUGACCUGCUUCAGGGGGCAUGUCCCACCCACCGCCCUCAAGCCACACCCCUUGAGGGGGCGGAUCCUGCAACUCCCCCAGAUGCCCCAGAGCCUGAGUCUCAUUCAUUCCAGAUGAGCUGUUUCCUGACGCAGUCAACCAUGGCUCUCCUUGCCAUUCUGGUCCUCUCGCUGCUGUCGGCCAAACUCGAAGCGAUUGAGGAAGAAAUCAUACCAAGCCACACCCACCAUCUGGGCGCACCGGUCAGCAUACCGCCCCAGUCCUCUGAGGUCCAGGUGGCAGCCCGGUUAGCCACGGAGAAGUUCAGCUCCAAAUCAAGGUCUAAGAUGCUCUUCCGGCUGUUGGAUGUGACGUCGGCGGAGAGGCAGGUGACGAACAUCAUCACAUACAAGAUAUGGGCCACCAUCGGAAAAACCAAAUGCCCGAAAUCCACAGACGCCGACCUGGAAUCUUGCGUGCUGGGAAAAAGGCGCCUCUCUUGCACAUUUGAGGUGACCUACGAUCCUCGUACUGAGCAGCGGAAGGUCCCCGUUUCUGACUGCAAAAAGACCUCCGCAGUAGCUCACUGAGUCCCACGGCGCCUCCUGCUGGAUGUCUUGCAGCAUUGCGAAAACAGACAUGUUUCUUCACAAAGUCUAGACGUUUCAGGGAGGCAGCGCUUUUUAAUUUUACUUUUUAAUUUUAGCAGCCAUGCUCACCAGCAUUUGGGGGUGGGUGGGAUUUUCUGAUGAUCGAUAUGCAUGUCCAGCAAAGGAGACCCUGAGUAGGUGGGUAAAUCCUUGCACAUGAGUCAUUAUUCUUAUGGGAGUAAGCAAUCUGAGCAUUUAGUUUAAGCAUUUUAUAAGAACAACACCAGCAAUGACAACGACAAUAAUAUUACUAUUAAUAUUACUAUAUACGUGAAGUCAUCAGCCAAAGACCAAAGCCGAAGACACAACCAUUUUAUCACAUUUUGAUUGGCCUUAUACCUGUUGCUUGUGUCAUUGCUGUCUGAAUCCGCAUUUUGUCUGUAUGUUACUUCUGUCUUGAUAAUCUUAAUUUUGAAAUCUUUCAAAUGCUGCUUAUAAUAUGGCAUGCAACAUGUCUUAACGUUUAAAGUGCUUUAAUAUGCUGGUCUAGGAACAAGAAUGUUUUCCACCAGCCCGAUAAAUCAGAGACCAACCGGGGCAUUACUACCAUCUACAUGAAUCUGUAUGAAAAUGGAAAUUAAACUCCUACUUGGGGGGCUCUGGCACA